AUGGAAUCCAGCUCCUCACCACUCAGACUCGCAUCCCCCAGCCGGCCGCCCUCCUGCUCGACGCUCCUCUCUCCCUCCCGCUCGACGCUCCUCUCGCCCUCCUGCUCGACGCUCCUCUAUCCCUCCUGCUCGACGCUCCUCUCGCCCUCGCGCCCGCGUAGAAUCCCAUUCUCCCGCGCCCGCGCACAGGGCGCGCUCUCUGCAUGCCAGGCGCUCCUGCCCGACCUCCGUGCGGGCGCGUUCCUGCGCCAGCUGCACGCUGUACAGAACGACUGGUUCGCGCUGUCUGCGCAGGCGCGCGCCGCGCUCUUCAGCUGGCAAGAGGCAAUCACGGUGUCCCCCAAGGGCCUGCUCGACGCCGCGGCCAUACGGGAGACGGCAGGCAGUGGUGGUGGAUUGGCUGGUUCGCGACGGGACGAGGGUCAAGGCCUAUAUUUGGGUGCACAUGUGCGGGAGAGGACCACACGGGUCGCGCAGGAGCCGCUUGAGGAGAUCCUGCGUCUCCUCCUCGAGGAGCGGCUAAUAUGCGCGGAUGCUGUUCACGGAGAGCACCUGCUGCAUGAGCCUGCGCUGGCGGCGGGAUUUGUCUCCGUAGUGGGUAAUGGCGACCUAGCUAUAUAA
Molecule: messenger RNA, 621 nt
Organism: Postia placenta MAD-698-R-SB12
Lineage: Eukaryota; Fungi; Basidiomycota; Agaricomycetes; Polyporales; Adustoporiaceae
Exons: 2
Coding region: 1-621 (206 amino acids)
Source: RefSeq, a predicted model, not a curated record